Messenger RNA from Marchantia polymorpha subsp. ruderalis, 2043 nucleotides. The record is from the annotation of a GenBank genome assembly. NCBI's taxonomy places the organism in Eukaryota, Viridiplantae, Streptophyta, Marchantiopsida, Marchantiales, Marchantiaceae.
CCGAACGAACAGUGGAGCCUCGAGGGCUGCGGCGUAGCGUAGAGUGCAGAGUCUGGAGUCGAGUGGAGGAUCUUUCGUGAUCUGGCGACAACACGUUUCGAGCUUUCGUCUGUCUCGGCGCUGCUGCCUGCGUCAGUGCGGUGCGUCUUCCGAGUCCCGACCUCUUGCGCAUUGUGUCUGCUUCUGCGAUUCUCACUCGCUUCUCCUCCGCUUUCUCGACGCGCGCGCCCUCGCUGUUCUUUUGCGAUUGUACUCGUGCUCUCUACCCACUUCCCCGGACCACGCACGCGGUGCCGAGGCCCAGGUCCAGAUGUCCACCCCAACUCGUGUGGCGCAUUCGCGUGCUCGAUCGAUUUAGGCUCCUCAGUGUGAAUUGCGCAGGGCCGAUUUGAGGGAGUUCAGUGCAUUUUGGCGGACGCUGCGAGAGCGCGGGUGAGGAAACUACUGCACGGACUUUUCAUUUCUGACAUCUUGCAGUCCCGAGUCGAAGGCCGAGAUCGAAAGAAAAGGCCUGUCAGGUUCGGAUCAGUGCGGACUGCUGUAGCUAGCGAUCAGUCCACCUUCUGAGCCUGCUCCUGCUGAGUCCUUGGGAUAGGCGAGACCGGACCAGCUCAGGCGACGAUAAGGCGCAGAUGACGGAAGGUGCCGCUGUUUGAAUGAGGACUCUGUUGAGUGACCUUUUUCAUCGAUCUUGGAGGCGACGGAAGCUUCGAGUUGGUAGUCGGGGGGGCUUGUCCGCUCUCCGCUUUUCGAGUUCGGACGAACAAUUUGCAGAUAGCGAAAGCUCCCGAAGCAGGAUGUCUUCUCCUGGGAAAUGGAACAAUUUCUUCCAAGUGAGGGUUUUUGGGCUUAGGAUGAAUUUAUGGUGCUCGGACAGUAAGGUUCCUCAGGGUUGCAUUGUAGACCGUCGUCAAGAUUCUCAGAUGACUCUGUCACUGCUCGAAAAGAAAGUGAAGCGGAAGUUAUGGAACAGGGUGAAACUUGGAGGCAGCUCGAAGAAACGGGAAGAUUUGUCGGACACUGUCCCUUUGCAGCUGGAAGCAGCUAGUUUAUGAGUUGCAGAUGAGCACCUUGCGUCCUCUUUGUAUAUUUAAAGCACAAACGAAACGAGAAUAGAGGAGGCAAGAUGUGACGUUGCGCCGGACGGGAAUUGAUUCUUAUUUUAACAAAUCCAACCUCUUGCUUCUAGAGAGAAGAUCGAUCAGCACCCGACUGGACAUAUACUCCUUGUGACGAGGUUUUGUAUGCUUCGAGUGUUAGGUCUGAGAGUCUGGAAGUGACACGCAUACUGUACUGCUACUUCCUAGCAUAAGAGUGACUACAGGUUGGGACGAGGUUUCGUAGGGCCACCGAGCUUAACACUGAUCCAACGACCUUCUGAGAAUCGGAUGCAAGCGAAGCUGAAUCUUUCUGUUGCUCUGAUCACGGAGAUUUCACAUUUGGUCAUCGCCUCAUCUGGAGCAAAUAGGUUGUAAGUCCCUGUCGAUAGUGCACUUCACAGGAAAUCCAGUUUUGGCUCCGCAUCUUUGGCGACUUUCGCUGUAUUGUACUAUAUUCAUAUCCUAAUUCAGUUUAAUUCUCUGAUACUUCUAGCAGCCUACAUGUUCCGAUGUCGGGCAUCUGAUGGUAGAUGUCUGUAAGCCGUUCUGCUUGCGAUGUCACAUCACUGCAAUGUUUUCACAUCAUUUUAUCCACCAGUCAACAAAUACACAAAAGUGGGUAUCGAACCCUUGCAAGGAGGACUAAACGAUCCUUGCUACUUUUAUAAUAGUUUUGUAUUGGUGGUAGAGCUGUUUUGCACAGGGUUUGCAGAGUAGAGUAUUGUCACAAUUGUCAGUUUUUACGGAGUUGAUUUGAAAAUUUCUGUAAGUCUAAGACGAAUAGACAACUGCGUGAAUACAAAUUAAGAUAGUCUUCCAGGGUGAGAAGCAAUGCGGGAUGCGGUCUCAACUGUUGCGUUAGCAAGUAUGAUAGGGGUCGAAUUGUUAGAAAAAUUGUGACAUGUCCACUUCAGUUGUCCUGAAAUAUUAUGAGUGUUUUUGG